Molecule: messenger RNA, 1682 nt
Organism: Durusdinium trenchii
Lineage: Eukaryota; Dinophyceae; Suessiales; Symbiodiniaceae
Source: the annotation of a GenBank genome assembly
UUGAACAGAGAUUUUUAAUUACCGUUCUUUGGCUGUGCCAACGCCUUGCAAUAAGCCCGUCCGGACCAGGUCGGCGCGAGGUAUGGCUGGACAAAAAAAUGCUGAUGCGUUUGGAGUAGUCCGGGCACGCCAGCGGUUUAGGCGCUUUACUUACAGCGACUUUGAGAAGUACUUCCGCAAGGCCGUGGUGGCGGCGACGCCACGGCCGCCCAGCAAUCAAAACCGAUCUUCCACGCGGGUCUUCAUCAUCGGCCCGGGCUUCGGGAAUCAGAUCAAUCCGCGGCAGAGCCGCAUGGUUGAAGCUGCGGGGUAUCAGAUGCGCUUCUGCUUCAGCAUUCCGAACCCAGAAGUGCCACAUUUUCCAGUGGAUCCCUAUCUAGAACAAGUGAAGUCCGAGAUGGACGCGUUCAGACCCCACGUCGUGAUGGGCGCCUCCAAAGGUGGAGUCUACAUCAUCGGCCUUUGGCGGCGUGGCUACUGGCGAGGGCCCACCGUGUUAAUCAACGCGCACCCCACGUGUCGCCAGUUGCCGCAGGAGGCGAAUGUGGUGAUCGCUGUGGGCUCCAACGAUGAGGUCUAUCCCAUCCAACGGCCUGAGCUCGAGGAGAUCAUGAAGACCGGUGGAAUGAACAAGACCUUCCUCUACUUCACCGCCGACAGUGGGCGUCUGCCCUCCGGGCAAAUCUCGCGGCAAGGGGACACCCACAAUCAGGAGUCCUUGCUGCACCAUGACGUGCUGCCGCGCCUCAUUGACUCCGUCCUCUGUCCCGAGGGCCCUGAGAUGCACUUCAUCCGGACCUGGAAAGAAAGGCUCUCGGUGGAGCGCAACAAUGCGGAGCUGUGGUUAGGCUUUAGCCCAGAGCAGGUCAUGCGGCUCUGGUCCACCAACGGGCACGGGCAACACUUGUUCGACGUGCACCCUGGCACAGAGGAGUAUCGCAUGGUGACCGCUGCCUUCAAGGCUCUGCCGGUGGAACAGCAAGCGUACAUCCUCUCGCCGCCGGAAACCUGGCUGCCGGUGCGCGCCCUGAGAAUUCAACGUGUGGAGAACGGACCACAAGGAGAUGCAUCAUGGAAGCCUUACUACAAGUCGUUGGUAAGGUCCUUGGAAGACCAAGGGGUGGAGUUCGAGCCCGGAACCCACACGUGUUGGGCCUUUCAUGGAUGCAACAACGAAGCGCUGGAGUCAAUCAUCAACAACCCGCUCUCGGGCUUCCAGCCAUUGGCAUCAGGAAGCCGCAGUACAACGCUUUGGGGCUCUGGCACCUAUUUUGCUCGAGACGCCAAGUACGUGGCUGAUGGUGGCUUCUGUGGUACGCCUGACAUGAACGGCAGUCGGAGGAUGCUGAUGUGCCUGCUGAUCAUGGGAAUGCCCUGCUUGGGGGAUCCCACUCACAAGGGCGUGCUGCCUUUCCGACACAAGCCGCCGCAUCGGUACCAUAGCUCAGUGGAUUGCCUUGCAAGCCCUGAAGUCAUGGUGAUCCAGCAGUCCGGGGCAGCGAUGCCCGCCUACGUCAUCACCUUCGCCUAGUUUGUGAAUCGGACCCGCCUCGUCACAAAGAUGUUGCGGAAGAUCUCGCCUCGUCACAUCGGUUCGUCUCGCCCGGUGGCAACUGGGGUGUCAAGUGGCAUGGCAACUGCCCUCCCAAGUUGAAGCAAUCCACAAGAACAGCAACACAGGG